This is a messenger RNA of Actinia tenebrosa (Australian red waratah sea anemone), 5381 nucleotides long. RefSeq names its product E3 ubiquitin-protein ligase Mdm2. Gene Ontology annotation, biological process: regulation of gene expression; cell cycle; protein ubiquitination. Gene Ontology annotation, cellular component: nucleus. Lineage: Eukaryota; Metazoa; Cnidaria; Anthozoa; Actiniaria; Actiniidae. Gene Ontology annotation, molecular function: ubiquitin protein ligase activity. The record is from RefSeq and is a predicted model, not a curated record.
AGAAACAACAUGGCAGACAGUGGACAACCGAAGGGUCCUCGUCCAAGACAGUCAACCUUUGCUUUUAGGCUAAUAAAUCCAGAACUGUUCAUCAAACCGGGAAAACCAGAGGAACGGUGAAGGGCUAGAAACAUGUGCCAAAGUCAGGGUUGAAUAUGGGCAAGAAGGAAUAUGGAAUUCAAAGAAGGGGCUUGCAAUAUCGUUGAAAAACCAAAGAGAUACGCAACUGGUCUGGUUCGUCCUCGUCCUGAGUUAAAGGUUUUGUUAGAAAAAGUCGGAGCAACUGCCCCAGUUUACACAAAAUAUGAGGUAAUAGAACAUUUGAAGGAAUAUAUCAAUGAUAAAAAGCUUGUUGACCCUAACAACCCAAUGAAAAUCAAAUGCGAGGAUGAUGACAUUUUAGAAAAGGUUUUUGGAUGCAAGGAAUUUUUCACAGAGAAUGUUUGUGAAUUGCUACAUCAUAAUCUAGAAUCAGUGAGUGAUACUUCAGAUGGAGAACUAGGAAUAAUAUCACUUGAAAACACCAAAGAGCAAAAUAACAAACGGAAAAGAGCAAAUUUAACAGAUGUGAGCAGUAGUAGUGGUGCUGGAAGCCCCCUUAAUGUACCAUUUGGUAUUGGGUUUAUCAGAAAAGGUAGCUUUGAAAGUAACGAUGACUAUUCUGAUGGAUCCAGGAGAAGUUCUUACUCCAGGAAGCCUGGAUAUGAAACCCCAGCCACUGCUGUGGUCAGUGAUUCAGAAGAUGAGAUUGUUUUUACAAAUGACAUAACAGACUUGGACACAUUUUCUGUGGAGUAUGAACCUCCAGAAACAAGUGACGAAGAAAAAGAUGAAGAUGAUUCAGAUGAAGAACCUGCAAUAAUAAUAUCAUCAGAUGACAGUGACGAGGACCCUGGUGCCGAUGGUGGGGAUGAAUUUGAUAAUGAGGAAAAUAGUGACAGUGAAGACUCAUGGGAAUGUUUGGAGUGUUGGACCAUGAACCAUCCAAUGACAACCAAAUGCUAUAAGUGUUGGAAAGAAAGAAGCUUUGCACUGCAACAGUUCGUUAGGACUGUCUCAGCUCCUGUUGCAUCCAAUAAUAUCAGUAUUCCAGUAAUUCCUGUUAUUCCAAGUCUUCAGCGGUGUAAAACAGAUUUCCCAUGUGUUCAAAUCGACUCUGUCAUCAAUGCUGAAAAACAAUCUCAUCUCUCUGCUUCGCCAAGUUCUGCUACUGAAUCAUUAACUUUUCUAGCUGACAAAAAGAUGCAAGUUUCUCUUUCUCGCUCUUCAAGCAGUUGUUCUAGUACUACACAGACUUCUUGUGACAGUGGUGUCUGUGUGUCCUCUUGUGAGACAGACACAGAGAAGACAAUCUCUGUCAGUGUGAUAAAUAACCAACAUGAAAAGUUGGAUCAACAAGAACAUUUAGAUUCUAAUGCUAUAUGUCUUGGUGCUAAGAAAGGAGAUUCUUCCUCUGCUUUUAGUACGUAUUCUAAUCUGGUAAUACCUGGAGCUACAACUUCUUUGCUUUCUUCUGAUUUGCCUCCUGUCGCUGUGCCCUCCAUGUCCUCUACCGAAAAAAAUGCUACAGAACAACCGCUGUGUGUGAUUUGUACAACUGCACCAAGGAAUGCCAGCAUUAUACAUGGUCGUUCUGGUCAUCAGGUUUGUUGUAUCACAUGUGCUGAAAAGCUAAAGGCAGCUAAGAAAAAAUGUCCCGUUUGUCGCAGAAAAAUUCACUAUGUCAUUAAGAACUUUCUGUAGUUUUUUCUUUCUUAUCGCUUACCUUGAAAUUGUUUUUCAAUAAUGUCAGUUUAUUUACAUUUACCUAGUUUCACCACACAUACACAUCAUCAUAAGUUGUUUACAAGAGGCACAGUUACUUAUAUAAAGGAUCAAAAAAUGAGAAGAGUUAAAAUACAAGGAAAUUUCUCUUCUUUUUUUUUUCUUUCAAUUUUAUUUAUUUUUCCAAACUAUAUAACUGCUUUCUUUUAAUGAAUUUAAUGAAUCCAAUGAUUCUUGUGGAUCACUUUGUGUAGUUUGCUAACUUGUUGACUUUCAGCCUGUUUCAAGUUUCUGCGACCUAACUGACUAAAGAUGUCUGGUGUUUGGACUCUGUCAAUUUGCAACCAUGAACCAUCCAAUGACCACCAAAUUUGCAACAGGCUGUUUGCCUUCUAAUCAUGAGAGAUAAAUAUUCCCACAAAUCGAAAGGCUAGAGUACAAACACUAAAAGUGUGCAACACUUUGCACUGUUUAAUAGUAAAUAGUGCUAAUUAAGCAAUAGAAAACAAUAGGAUUAGCAUAAUUUAGCAGUAUUUAGUGGUAUUUAUGUUACACACUUACUGUAUAGUGUUUGUGCUCUAUUACCUAUGGGAAAAUGGUUGUUGAGUAAUGGGAAUAAUUAUUAUUUGAGAUCAGAAUGACUUUGUACAUUUUAUUGUCUGAAGCCAAAAUACCAGACAUCUGGAGUUGGUUAGGUUACAGGAGCAUGGACAAAUGCAUUCCUGUGUGUUUGAUUCCUUGGCAUCUGUGUGAGUGUGUGUGCAUCAAUUUGAUUAUUAAUGGUUUAAUGAUGAAUAUAUAUUUGUAAUAUAGUUUUAAUAGCAAUAAUAUAGUAACAAUCAGUAGGUUGCACCCUAUACUAACACUGUAUGUACAUGUAAUCUAAUCAGCGGUGCACAGCGGUGCCUUUAUUCCCCAUACUGUGUGCAUUGGCAUGUAUGCAUGUGUUGCAAAUCCAAGAUGUUGUCCAUUUCAUCCCCUAAAACAGUCCCACAAUGCACUGCAAUGCCAACGUGACCCAGUUAUUCCUUAACUUUGGAAUAACUAAUUAGAGUACAUUAUAGGUGGUGACAGCUUUGAGCUCUGUGCUGUAAUAAUCUUGUUGCAUGGGACCGUGUAUCCAUGCUUUGACUAGCAUCUUUGUAAAGUUGUAGCACAACAACUUUUGAGCUGUGACACUAAGUAGACUGGUCACAAAUUUGAUUAUACUUGCUGACUAGCAUAAGUUAUUGACUCAACAUGUUAACCAUUGUUUAAACCUUGCAAACACCUACUGCUCAGUACCCAACCCUUAUUUAACAGCCACCUGACUAUUCUUUGAGGGUAACCCCCAUCUGACUUUAGUGAUUGAUUUGCUACUAACCAGUAUUCUCUAUACCUGUAGCUUAUGAAUACGAUACCUUUAUGAAAUUUUCCUCUCAAUAGGUAGCAUUAUUCUUGAAUAAUAUUGAACUAGGAAGAUAAAUUUACAAUUUUUUUAUAACAUAGAUAUCUAUAUAUGUAUUUAUUUACUAUAGUAUAAUCAUUGUUAUUAAAGUCCUAAGAGUCUGUAGACAUGUAGACAAUGUUGGGUCAAAUACAAUAUACUCUGGAAUGGAAACCAUAAAUUAAUUUAAAUGCUUGGGAUCGAGCAUCAUGAAUCAUCCAAUUAAGGUAUUCAACAAUCCACUUUGUACUUGCCAUUAACCAUUUUGAGAUGGUGGGCUAGAUUGGGUUCAAACAUCUUUUGUUAUACGAAGAUUUACCCAAUCUAGACCAGAAUGCAUCUUGUUUAACAAACUUCAAAAAAGGCCUAUUGUAUCUUGGGUAUCCAUACCAGAGUGCAUUAUUUGUACCCCAAUGUAGUGGGUCAUUAUUUAAAUCUACCUCACAACAGCAUCAAUACCAAAGUUAAUAAUCUAUUAUAUUAUUAUUAUUAUUAUUCAUUAUAUUUGUUAACAUUACUUAAUUGAAUAUUAAUGUUUUAAAAUAUUCUUUGUUUAUAUUAAAUUGUGAGUCAUUGCUUAUAGCAAUACUUGUACUUACUCUAAUGAUAUAGAUAUACUCAUGUAGUUUGUUAAGUAGGAGAAAGAAAGCUGAUAGUCAUGUCAGCCAUUUUGGAUGGUCAACAAUAGGAGACUAUUGUUUGAUUGUGCAAUGUGGUUGAAUGCAUGUGAUCGUAUCAACAAGACAAAACACAAUCAUAUUUACUUUUCUAUUUUAUAUAAUCUUAGUUAAAUAUAACAGCUUUUCUGUGCUCUGUUCAGUAAUAAAGCAUGCAGGAAGUGAUGUAAGAAUGAAUGCUUUUGGUGCUUCCUAAUAGGAUAGAAGGAUAGAGCUAAAUAGAAAGAAAUAUUGUAGUUUUAUCAGCCAUGAGAGCAAGAUAAUUCCGAUGAUGCUAUCCUGAAUGCACAACACACUUUCUUUAUUUUUUUAAAGUGAAUAUAUCUUUUGUAAGGAAGGAAUUUUUCAUUUUAUGUAUGUGUUAGUUCUUGUAGUGAGAUAAAUAGAUGUUGUUUGGAUUGAAUAAUGUGAUCGUAAUAUUGAGCAUUUACUGCUAGGGGUUUUCUGUGGGAAAAAAUCAUCAAAAUUAGCAUGUAUCACAAUAUCAUUAUUAUUAAAGAUUUAUGAUUUUAAAGAAAACAUAAAAUUUAUAAGAUAUGCCUUUAUAAGGCUUUGAAGUAAACCCAUCAUUCAGUUGGGUCUGUAUCAUGCUAUAUAAUAAGGAACCUUAUGUUUCUGUAUUCUUUGUAUUUAGGGUGUAGUUUUGUGCUGGUAAAUAGAUUGGCUUCCUGUGGCGAAAUAAAAUCCUAACCACAAUUUUGAUUCAACCAACAUUAAAAACCUCCGUGAAAAAUUUCUUCAAGAUACCACAGGAACCCUAACUAUGUGUAAUGACCAUGCAUAACGCCUUGUUCUAUUCUAGGUUGUAUUGUUAUUCCAAAAUAGGAAUUUCGAAUAGGAUCUACAGUUGAACCUGUUUUAGAUUAGAUCGGUUUAGUGUUGUUGAACCAAUACUCAAGAAAGCGUGUCAAGACCCAGGUUGUCUGGGCCCUGCUGCACACGCAAAAAAUCGCUUUAAGACUGACUCCUUGCGAAUGACGUCAUUUUGAAAUGAUGACGUGUUGAGGUCAUGUAAUUUUGAUAUCAUGACGUCAUUUUUAAGAAGGGGGCAAUUUUGUUUUAUUUGUUGAGCGUAGAUUGUCCCGUCAACAUAUUCUGUUCACAAUUAACCCGAUUUCAGAUCCAUUCGUUAAACUUUAUUUAUUUUCUGUCUUGCAUGCUUUUUUGUUUUUAGCAAUUUCUGUUUCUACUUUUGUUUAGUGUUUUACGUUGUUAGACAUAAAUAUAAGCUAUCUAAAUUUGCAUGAAAAGACUUUUCUUGUCGUUUUCCUCUUUACUGGAGGAUGAGACAGGUUCAGACAGAAGUUAUACAUUAAUGACAUAUGGAAUGGUCGUAGAUUAGUUUAGCAUUGAACAGUAGGGGUUUUAUAUCUCUAUUUUUGAAAUAUUCAGUUUUAUGUAUUUUAUAGAAUAUUUUUGCUGUUUAUGAGGUAGAUUUGAAUAUUGAGUAACGGAGCGAUUUGUGAAAAUGUAAUGAAAUGAAAUUACCAAUAAACUGAUUUUCUAUCUAGUCA